Molecule: messenger RNA, 1008 nt
Organism: Parnassius mnemosyne (clouded apollo)
Lineage: Eukaryota; Metazoa; Arthropoda; Insecta; Lepidoptera; Papilionidae
Source: the annotation of a GenBank genome assembly
AUGGAGCUAUGGUUAAUAUUAUGUUCUUCUAUAUUAUAUUUUAUAGUGCUAGCUGCUUUCUUACUAAUUUCGUUCUCUAUUUUCAUUUAUCUGACUACAAAUACAUUUCCUGUAGUAACGAGAUACAAGGAAGAGGAGACAUUUUUUGAUCCCAAAACAAAAAAUAGAUCAAACUUUCCAAGCCUUAAUGAGCCAUAUAGUGUAAAUUUAUCGGUUGUAGUACCUGCAUAUAAUGAAGAAGAAAGAUUACCUCCAAUGCUUGAUGAAGCAUUGGAAUUCUUAGAGAACCGAAUAAAAGAACAACCCAAAUAUAAGUAUGAACUCAUUGUAGUCAGUGAUGGAAGUACGGAUAACACUGUAAAAGUUACAGAAGCAUACUCCGAAAAGUAUGGAAUUGAUAAAUUGAGAUGUCUUGAACUUAUUGAAAAUCGAGGAAAAGGGGGAGCUGUGCGGUUGGGUGUACAGAGCUCCAGGGGAGCUACAAUAUUAUUCGCUGAUGCAGAUGGAGCAUCUAAAUUUGAAGAUUUAGUAAAAUUGGAAGCAGCUUUAAAAAAUAUAGUCAAAUGCGAUCCAGUUACAGAGCCAGGUCUUAUUAGUAACAAAGUUGCUUUAUCUAUAGGUUCUAGAGCUCAUCUAGAAAAGGAAUCGUUAGCCAAAAGAAGUCUUUUCAGGAACAUAUUAAUGUACGGCUUCCACUUCUUAGUAUGGUUGUUUACAGUGAAAGGUAUCAAGGAUACACAAUGCGGUUUUAAAUUGUUUACAAGAAAAGCAGCGGAUAUUUGCUUUCAAAACCUUCAUGUGAACCGAUGGGCGUUCGACGUGGAACUAUUGUAUAUAGCACAAAAAUUAAACAUUCCAAUAGCAGAAGUUCCAGUUCGAUGGACAGAGAUAGAAGGAUCUAAAGUAACUCCAGUACUUUCGUGGAUCCAAAUGGGGUGUGAUCUCGGCCUUAUUUGGCUUAAAUACAGUAUCGGAGCGUGGAAGAUAAAAAAUGAUAAAAUAGAUUAA